AAACAUCAAAACGAAUGAAAUGAAUGAAAAUAAUAGAAUAUAUUAGUACAGAAUCAGGGCCGGAUUUAGACUUUUGGAUGCCCGGGGCAAAUUUUUUUUUUGAGGCCCUUAACAGUAAAAUAAAAAAAUACUCAUUAUCGAAGUAGUUAAGGAAAAAAGUUUUAAAAUUUCCAAACUUGCACUUUAUAACUAUCUACCUAAAACGUGUUUAUUUCAAGUUUGUUUAUAAUAAAAAGGAUAACCAAGAUACGUGAAAACAAAAUAACACAACGACGGACGGCCUGCACUAGAGAUGUGUCGUUCGCGAACGAACGGAUCGAAUUGAACGGGUCAAAAUAGUGAACGAAAUGAUUCAGAUCGCCGAACCGUAGUGAUCCGGAUCCCCCAAAAACUAAUUUUUUCCCGUAUAAAUCACACUGUACCGAUUUGAUCGCUUACCAAAUAUCAAUGAUAACAUGAUAACAUAUUCAUAUGUCAUUUGUUUAUACGACACAUCCCUAAUCCGAAUCGCGAAUCAUACAUGCGAUUCGCGAAUCGAGAACCGCAAAAGAAUCAAAACCAUACUGAAUGUUCCAUUGACUCAAAAUAUCUUUUAGAUCGCGAACGGGUCUUUGAACCGGAUCUUCUAGUUGACCUGAUUCGAAUGAAUCGGAUCACUUAGGUGAACCAUAAUUCCCAUCUCUAGCCUGCACUAAUCGCUAUUAUAAUAUGGUAUCGAGAUUCGUAGAAGUCAAAGUCACGUCUUAUCAAACACGGGUACUACCACCACGCUGUUUAAUAAAAAAUGACAUAAUCACUCGAACGUUUGUACCAAUAUACUAAAGCAGCGUUUCUCAAACUGUGGGUCGCGACCCCUUGGGGGGUCGUGAGUCAAUUUUUGGGGGGUCGCGAGAAGUUUUUUUAACUAUACAGAUUGUAAGAAAUUUAUUUUUUUUUAAUUGUAUAGACUAUACUACUAUAGAACUAUAAUAGAAGUAUAAAGUAAUAUAAGAACUAUAAGGACGGGUAUUUUUGGUACGUCGUUAUCGCAGAAAUAUUUCGAUAAAAUAUGACGAUAAAGACAGUACUCGGUAAAUUUUAUAGACAACUGUUGUCUAUAAAAUUUCAGUUAGCCGUUAGUCGUUACGCUGUAUCAUCGCCGGCUUGUAAUUUUAGUUUAUGUGUCGUGAACGUGUAUGAGUGUGUUGUACCGCGUGCGUUCGUUUUGGUGCGAUCGAUUGCUUGGUGUUAUUGUGCGCGCUAUUUCUGAGACAGAUUAUUUACAAAAAUUAUAUGAUGUAUAAAUGGUUGGUAAAUAAGCGAGAAGUUGAAACUGAUGAAAGUGAACCUUCAACUUCGAUUUUAAAACGAAAAAAAAAGACAAGAAAGUAUGAUUCAGAGUACCUAAAAAUUGGUUUUUCUUGGAAAGAAGAUAAUGAUGAACAACGACCACAGUGUGUAAUUUGUUUUGAAGUACUUGCAAACGAGAGUAUGCGUCCGAAUAAAUUACGUCGGCAUAUUAAGACUAAGCAUCCUGAUCUGAUAGAUAAACCACUCUCUUAUUUCGAAACAAAGUUGAAAGAACUGAACACAUCCAAAACAAAAAUUACACAGUUCACCAAGUUCAAUGAAAAAGCUAUGCACGCUUCGUACCUGAUAAGUUUACGAAUCGCAAAAGCUGGCAAACCACAUACUAUCGGAGAGAAUUUAGUAUUGCCAGCAAUAAAAGAUACAGUUGGAGUAAUGUUUGGUGACAAGUUCUCAAAAGACGUCGAAAUGAUACCACUAUCAAAUGAUACAGUUACACGUAGAAUUAAUGACAUGUCUCAAUGGACAGAAAAUCGGCUGAUUGAAAGAGUCAGUAAAAGUAGAUUUUUCUCACUACAACUAGAUGAAUCUACCGAUGUUCAAGGUUUAUGUCAGCUGCUUGUAUUCAUUCGUUAUAUAUGGAACAACGGACCACAUGAAGAUAUGUUAUUUUGUGAACCAAUUAUACGUGGUACUAGUGAGGAAAUAUUCAAUACCCUCAAUACUUAUAUCAAUAAAAAAGGUCUUGAUUGGGUAAAAUGUAUCGGAUUAUGUACAGACGGUGCUAGAGCUAUGUGUGGUAAAAAUAGUAGUGUUGUAACUCGAAUGCUUGAAGUUAGUCCGAAUGCAUCAUGGACUCACUGCAACAUUCACAGGGAAGUUUUAGUAUCGAAAAAUCUUCCGGAUAACUUGAAAAUCGUGUUGAACACUUCUGUGAAAAUAGUCAAUUUCAUUAAGACAAGGCCAUUGCAAUCACGAUUAUUUGAAAGGUUGUGUGAAGAGAUGGGAAGUUCUCAUAAAUCUCUUCUUUUGCACACUGAUGUACGUUGGCUUUCAAGAGGAAAAGUACUAACAAGACUUGUGGAACUCCGUGAAGAAGUUGCACUGUUUCUUAAAGAAAAAACUGAUCUGGCAAAAUCGUUACACAAUGAAGAUUUCAUUUUGAAGCUCACGUAUUUAGCCGACAUAUUUUCGAAACUGAACGAACUAAAUUUAUAUUUACAAGGAACAGAAAGAGCCGAUAUAUUUGCGGUCCAUGAAAAAAUUAGAGGUUUCAUAAAAAAACUUACAUUAUGGCAAAAUAACAUUGAAAAGCAAAAUUAUGAUUGUUUUGAAACAUUUCAAACUUUCAUAACCGAAAAUAAUAUAAAAGUUCCCGAUGACAUAAUUAACCAAAUCACUUUGCAUUUAAUUUCAUUGAAAGAUAACUUUAAAUUAUACUUCUUUGAAGAAAUAGAAAAAUACCAAAAAAAAAACUGGGUUGUGAAUCCGUUUCAGGACGCCACACUCACAGGAAUCUCAACAAAAGCUGAAGAAGAACUCAUUGAUUUGUCUGAAGAUGCAUCAUUAAAACUUAAAUAUAGCCGCAAUCAUUUGAUUGAGUUUUGGCUGUCAGCUCAACAAACUUACCCAACUCUUUCAACUGAGGCUUUAAAGGUAUUACUACCUUUUUCAUCUUCAUACUUGUGCGAAGUUGGAUUUUCGGCAAUGGUGGGAAUAAAAAACAAACUCAGAAAUAAACUCCAACUAUCGCACUCCUUGCGUUUAAAAAUAACUACAAUUGACGUCGAUGUUGGUGCUGUUAUCAAAGAUUGCAGGAAACAAGCGCAUCCAUCACAUUCGCCUAAUUAUUAAUUAAGUAUUAUAAUUAUUAUAAAUUUAUUAUAUAUUAGUAUUAUUAUUAUUUUUUUUUAUUAUAAAGAAGUAGUUAUUUUAUAGUUAAUAAAAUAGAAAAAAUUUGUUUAUUGAAAUUACUUUUUUGAUUUUGUUAAUGUAAAACUAAGGGGGUCGCGAUCGAUUUUCGGAAAAAAAUUUGGGUCGUGGUCCUAAAAAGAUUGAGAACCACUGUACUAAAGUAUUAUAUUGUGUUUGCUGUAUGCCCCAAUGUCGUUCUGUUAUCAUGUGACGUAUGUCGGUAUCAAUUUUGCACCCCAAAUUAUAUAAAUACAAAACAAUAUUUAUUUUUUAAAGUUGAUUUUUUCAUAAGCCGAGGGUUGAAAAAUUAAAAAAAAAUUUUUUUAUAGUAUUCGGCAUCCGGAUGCCCCCAAACAUCUGUUGCCCGGGGCAAGUGCCCUUAAAACCCUCCGUCAAAUCCGGCCCUGUACAGAAUAAGUUAAACCUAGCAUUUAUUAUUAGAUGAGGUUAUGUCAUUGAUUUUUCUUUUAAAAAAAAGAUAAGAGCUUUUGUAUGACAUCUAUUAUAAUGUUAUUGAUAACAAGUCAUAUAACUCUUCAAUCUGUGUCUUUUAAAUAAGUACAUUUUUGCUUCAUGAGUUCACCGUGGGCACUAGCGGCAUUGGGUAAAAUACCGAUUUCUAAGUUUUCUGGUAGGUGGUUCGAAUCUCGUCGCAGCGGUGUUCGUAACGCGUUUUUCGGGAUAGGCGAGAUGGGGCGCUGUUCUUGGAAGCGCGUUACGUAA
Messenger RNA from Daktulosphaira vitifoliae (grape phylloxera), 3924 nucleotides. Its product is annotated as zinc finger BED domain-containing protein 5-like. The coding region runs from base 1273 to 3141 and encodes 622 amino acids. The record is from RefSeq and is a predicted model, not a curated record. Lineage: Eukaryota; Metazoa; Arthropoda; Insecta; Hemiptera; Phylloxeridae. The transcript has a single exon.